Molecule: messenger RNA, 7587 nt
Organism: Talpa occidentalis (Iberian mole)
Lineage: Eukaryota; Metazoa; Chordata; Mammalia; Eulipotyphla; Talpidae
Gene: CAVIN3
Product: caveolae associated protein 3
Exons: 3
Coding region: 2638-3414 (258 amino acids)
Cellular component (GO): cytoplasm; caveola
Molecular function (GO): protein kinase C binding
Source: RefSeq, a predicted model, not a curated record
GAGGGUGGAGUUGGGCAGCCAGGUUGGAUAUAAAAACCAAACACGUGGGCCUUGGGGUCUCUGGCUCGGAUCGCUCGCCUCCUGGUUUCACGGCUCCUGGCUGGCAGCCAACUCUGAGAGCUCCAUUUUGGGAUUCCUGAUUGGCGGAUCGGGUAGGACUCAUUUAAAACUUUGUCUCCCACUUUUCUCCCUGAGCUGUACAUUUCCUCAUUUCCCCUUCCCUUGUAAAUAAACCUUUUAUUAACCUUUCACGUGUGCCUGCAGUAGAGCAUUGAUAAGUCCUUUUAAGCGUGCGGGUGAGGACCCACAGUCAGGCACCCCGUUUUGUAUCAGGGUUGCUCUACAACAACCCCAUUACCCGGAUAUCUGGGCCCGGAGGUCAGGGCCGGCAGCCCUGUGGGGUCUGGGCUGACUGGGCCUCAACUCCUCUGCAGGUGGGACCAGAGAUCACCCAGUGCCGGGGCUCAGCACCUUCAGAAGCCCAGCGGUGGGCACAGGAGGCCUAGGGAAGUGCCCCCCCCAGCUCCUCCAGAGCCACUUCGUGGACAAUAAGACACCCCAUCCAGGUCUUCGAAAAAUAUCUGCCCAAGCAGUUCUUGCUUCCAAAUGCAUUGGACUCCCUUAGUGCCGUUCCCCGAGGCUGCUGCUUCCAUCAUAGGUUUCUGUGGAUAAUUUGAUUUGAUUCUCUGUUCCUACCAGUACUGAGAUUUUUGACGCGGAUAUCUGCUUUUCCUCCCACACCACCCAUAUCCUCCUGGGGAAGUUGAACCUACUCUGUUCUAGAAGUGGGCAUAAUUUUCCAAAAAGUACAUAUCAGAUUUCUUGUUAGUGGUGGGUUAAGGACCUGCGGCCUAAACCCACCAAUGCGUGACACUUUCCAACUCAUAGAAUUUGAUUCUGGAAUGGCCAUCUAACCUACUGAAGGCAAAUUCGAGGGGAAAUUUUAAAUGUCCUAACUUUAAGAUGAUCUUGACAGAGAUGUGCAUCCUGGAAACACUAUAGUCAUCUUGCUCCCAGCCUGGGAAUGAAGCUGACAACUUUUGGGGGAGAGAUGCCACUUGAGAGAAGUAUAAAGAACCAGAUUUGGGCCUGUGACUGACCGAUGCUCAAUCAUCACUCUACCAUGAUCAUUUUCAAUUAUGUUUAGAGUGCAUUUCCUAUUUCUAAGAAUUACUUGAGUUAGGUUUUAUGUUCACUUGGUCUGAAAGCAUUUUAAUUGAUACAUCCAGAUGGGCCUCUCUGUGCAAAAAUAGAUACACUGGAAGUGAUGGUGAUUCCCUUCAGGCUCCAAAGGAGUCCGUUUUCUGUUGUGUUAAGCAGAGGGCUCAGUCUCCAUGACCUUGUUUAUAAAGGUCAGUUGCCAGCUUAGCAUCGCUGUACUUCUGUGUAAGUCAGACCUCUGGUGUUUUCAGGAACAAGUAACUAUGGCCUGAGUGAUACAAGCAUUUUCCACAGUUGCCAUCAAGUGGCUCUCACAUAUUGGGUAAGGAAAGGAAGAUGGAAAGAGAUCACCAAGAUAAAUCGAUUGCUUAGACUUCAGAGACAAAGAUCCGUUUUGUCAAGCGAUGCUAAAAACAAGUUAUGGGACUUUAUGGGAUUCAUAAUCCACAUCUUUAACUGGAUUCUCUAUGCUCAAUCAGUAAUUUGGGGGGGAAGAAAACUUUUAAGGUUAGUGAUUAUAAGAAAGAGUAAGUAGGAGGAAAAUGACACAUGGUUCAUUAUUCCCCCAACCCCUCUUUACAGGCGCAAUUUCAAACCUCCUUCACUCUCAUCAGAUGGUCUCAUCUAUUUUCAGGAAAACAUUAAAGGAAUGAAAACCAGAGAGGAGCUUCAAUCAACAUAAAAAAAAAAAAAAAAACCAGGCUUACAGUACCUACUAACCAAUUAAAGGGUUUGGAAGAAAAAGGCGUCCUGUCUAACCUCCAGGCUGGGCACAGCUGAGCUUUGCCUGUGAAGUCCAAAGUAAGGGAGGGGCGAGAACUAGAAUAAAGAAAACAAGGUACUGCUCCCCAACAGUAAGAACUAGAGAAGCGGGAAACGACGCCUGCGGCUAUACCCUGGUGACUAUUAGGAAAAUACCAGACGAGGCCCCGCCCGUCGGUGCCCAGUCGCAAAGCAGCUCAGUCUAGACAGCUUAGAUCUGCAGCGGAACAUCCAACAUCCGAGGGGCCUGUGCUCCAACAUCCCCGUCCACUGUGCUCUGCCAGGACAGACACACGCCUCGGAGGCCGGGCCGUCAAGGGCCGGAGGCCUCGAGGCCCUUCUAGUCAUCCCUUUGCUGGGUUAACUUAAAUAGUCUGCCCACUCGCUGCACAGAACAUUUUCCGUGCCUCGCCCUUUGCGGCGGGGAGUGCGUUCCAGAACCAGUGCUCACACCAGGGGACCGCGAUGGAGGAGGGAACUCAGGGCUCCAGUGAGAAUUUGCGGGGGUGGGGCGGUUUCUGGGCCAACCUGCGCGUCCCAGGGGCGGGACAGCAGAAGCGGGAGCGCCUCCACGGGACCCCUCGCUGCCAUCCCGCCCGCCCCGCUCCGCCUGCCUGAGUCACCGCUGGAGCUGGGGAGGAGCCGGGGGGAGGCCGCCCCGGCCUAGAUCGCAGCCGGCGGCCGUUGGGCGAGCAGGCCGGGCAGUCGCGGAGCAUGGGGGAGAGCGCGCUGGAGCCGGGGCCGGCGCCCGGGGCCCCGACUGGGGGCCCCGUGCACGCCGUGACGGUGGUGACCCUGCUGGAGAAGCUGGCCACCAUGCUGGAGGCGCUGCGGGAGCGGCAGGGAGGCCUGGCCCAGCGGCAGGGCGGCCUGGCGGGCUCGGUGCGCCGCAUCCAGAGCGGCCUGGGCGCGCUGAGCCGCAGCCACGACACCACGAGCAACACGCUGGCGCAGCUGCUGGCCAAGACCGAGCGCGUGGGCUCGCACGCCGGGGUGGCCCAGGAGCGCGCCGUGCGCCGCGCCGCCCAGGUGCAGCGGCUGGAGGCCAACCACGGGCUGCUGGUGGCGCGCGGGAAGCUCCACGUCCUGCUCUUCAAGGAGGAGGCUGAAAUCCCCGCGAGCGCCUUCCAGAAGGCGCCGGACCUCGCCGACCAGUCCGAGCCCGGCGCUGAGCAGCCCGAGGCCGAAGCCGGGGAGAGCUCGGACGAGGAGCCGGUGGAGUCCAGGGCCCAGAGGCUGCGGCGCAGCGGGUUGCAGAAGGUGCAGAGUCUGCGUCGGGCCUUUUCUGGCCGGCAAGGCCAUGCAGCGCCGUCGCCCACGCCGGUCAAGCCUCCUCGCCUUGGGCCUGGACGGGGCGUUGAUGGCCAGAGCGAGCCCCCCUCUGCGCUGGAGUUGAAGCUGGAGCCAGAACCUCCGCAGGACACAGAGGAAGAUCCCGGGAGACCUGGGCCUGCCGAGGCAGCUGUGCUCCAAAUAGAGAGUGCGGCCUGAUGGCAGGCGCUGCCCGCCCCCUACCCCCCUGCCAUGCCUGGGCCUCCCCCCAGAAUAAACCUUCCUGUGAGAACCCGGCAUUCACGCCCAAAUAAGGCGAACCCUGCAUCCACAGCGCAGCAGCUCUGGGCAUCCUUCCCAGCUUCUUCAGCCCAGCACCUUGUGUCCUCUAAAAGCAGAGCGGCCUCACAUACCCGCUUCACUCACCACCAAUAAAGCGAUUUCACCUACUCCAGACUCCAUGUGUAGGGCUGGGGGUAGGGGCUGGAGGCACAGCAAGGAAUAAGACAGAUAUUGGAAUCUGGAAUGUGACUUCAGUUUCAAACAGAUCAUGUAGAAUUUCUCCAGGUUCCAUGAAUCCUGGGCUGCGGUCUAGGCGCACUGAAAAAUAUCUGGCUGCCACUUGCUCCUGGAGUGUUUUCCUCAGGGGCAAAUACAGUCACAAUUUUUCAACCUCCAGUACAGUCCCUUGCUGUAGGUGCUUAAUAUAUUUUUAAUGGUUUUCCUCUUAGUGUCCUCUUUCUCUUAAAAAUCAAAAUUUCCAGAAUUCUGAUUUCAGCUCUUUUCUCAUUCUGGGUUCUCCAGCUUUGCUUUGACAGGCCUAUCAGCCACAUAACACUCCAGGCCACUGCCUUGAGCUACUAUUGAAAAAUGCUUUCAAUUUAAUGUGUCCAACAGAAGCAAUCUAUUUUCUUUUAAUUACCUUCAAUUUCCAUUUUAUUACUAUUUUUUGAGCACUUCCUAUGUAUCAUUCAAAAUUACACCUCUUUUUUAACCAAUGAAUGGCAUCAUCAUCUACCCAGAAAGCUUGAGGUCUUCAUUAGUCUCUCCAACUCUUGCUUUCAUGUCAUCAGGAAAUAGCCUAGAUUUGACCUUUGCAAUCUGUCUACUUUUAAUGCCCAAGGCCAUAGUUUUAUUUCAGGCCUUAUCUGACUAUUAUUUGACCCGCCAGUCUGAUCACAUCACCCUCUGAUUCAGUCCCUUCAAUGGCUCCCCAUCACUUUCACAAUGUACAAGCUCAUUAACAUUAUCUUCAAGGCCCUUUGUGAUCAACCUCACCUCUUGCCACUUCCCCUCAUUCUAUUAUUGAACCACAGUGAGCUGUGUCCUCUCACCCUCAUAUCUACUAUCCUGCCGAGCUCAGCAAGAUACCCCAGUUUCAGGGCUGGACACUUCUAUCUCUUGCUGCCAGAGCACUGCUUGCACACCUCAGCGUUGACUGCAUUUAUCACCCUCAGUGACAGUUUGCAACUACUCCUCCCAUUCCAUUCCACUAAUCUGUGGCUCCUUUGCAAUAGGGACUUUUUUCCACAUCUGUAUUUCCCACAUCGACACUAUGCUGGUGCAUAGUAGGGCACACGUAGCAAGAGCAUCACAAAAGUGAGAGGUCAGGGGCUUAGCUGAGAAAGAAGCACAGCCAUCCACCUACUCUUUCCACCCACCACCGCUUUUCAUAUAAAGACAUUUCUGAAUAUGCGCUGGAUUCCAGGAUCUAUGCUAGAUCUUGUGAGCAAGAGGACAGCCACUUCUGAGGCCAUCGAGGACCUCAGAGUUUAUACACUUAUAAUGAAUGAUGUAUACACGUGCAGUGGUAGUUAUGCAUAGGUUUGUUUGAGAGGAAAGAGGGAAAGGACUCAGCCUAUGUAGAAGGGGAAAAGUGGGGGAUGUUGAGGAACUGUUCUUGGAAAAGAUAAGGCAUGGGAGGGAGAACAGGGACGGUGCAGGGCAGUAGAGCCCAGCGGUUAGUAGUGUAAAUUGCCAGUUCCCUCAUCUAUAAAAUGAGAUAAUGGUAACUUCUAUUGGGAUGCUUUGAGAAUUAAAAGACACAAGUGCCUAGCACAGUGCCUGAAAGAUCGUUACUUUUAAGCUUUUUAAUUCUCCCUUCUAGUCAUUUAGCAAAUAUUUGCUUAAAUCUGAGUGUCUGCCAGGCACUAUUCUAAGAGCCAGCCAUACAGAAGAAAGACAAGAUUCCUGCCUUAAUGGAGCUCAAUUCCACUAGGGGAACAGACAAUAAACAAGUAAACUUAGAGAACAGAUAAAAACAAGUUAACAUAUGAACUAGAAGGCCUCUGGCUAUGGACUCUGAAGCAAAAGAAACAGCAGGAAUAUAGAUAAUGACUGCGGUCCAUUAGACAAGGAUAUUGGAAAUUUAAAAUGGAAUCAGAGUUCAAGAGACUUAAAUUCUCACCUCCCAUUCAGUUAGAAGAAUCCAAGCUUCACUUGCCAUGUUUGAGAAAUCUGAUCAAUUACUUUAGAGCUCCCCAUUUCCCGUAGAUUGUAUGCUUACUCCAAGGGCUUCACCCCAUCUUGUCUCUGACUAAAUUGUUAUUGCUCUUAUGACCACAUGAUGCCACUGUUGGGUUACCAGUGCCUUAGCUGGUGCCUUAUCGAACAACCCUGAAAGUCUGUCUGUCCAGCUCUGCGCCCAGACCAGGCAUUCUGCAGUACCUCCAUUACCUCUGGAAAAAUCCAGGGCUCUUCUUGCAGACUUCCACGCCUUAGCGCCUAGACUGCAUCAGCUUCCCAGCAGCUCUUUUCAAGGUUCUACCAUCAUGGAGGGACUGGUUUGAGCAGACUCAGUUCUGACCCCAAGAGAAAUAAAUUCUUGUUUUUUUUCCAAAUAGUUGGCAAUCCACCCAACUUUUCCCUUUCAACCCACACACAAGUUAAAGCCCAACUGCAUAUUUCUUAAACAAAGUAUCUUGAUGGUUCAUAGGAAAGCAUGUGGAGGCUCAGAGAACUUGGACCUUGACCUCUAGGAACUGGAAGUUUUGGCUAACUCUGAUGGAGAGAAUGUUACUUUUUAUUUCUUCCUGCUGCAUCUGCAACAGCAAAUAAUAAAUAUGAAAUUAAAACAGAAGUAACUUAAUUCCUUAUUUGUUCCCUUUGUUAUAGCACAUUCUCCACUGUCACUGAUAUAGUUUAAUUACUAAUUAUUAUUAUAAAUUCAGGUGUGGAGACACUAGCACAAUGCUAACUUGAGAAGCAGCAUGUGACAUAUAGCUGGUUGCUUUAAGCAGGGGGGAGGCACACUGCUGGACUGAAAUUCAGAGUCUGGUUCUCAGUUAUUCAGGCCAGAAGCACACUGUAUUGUACCUCUCAACAUGUUUAUGUUAAGAGGGAUUCAUUUGCAAUAACCCAUCUUAGAAAACACUGAUUAACUUGAUGUUUAGAGUGCUAGAUUUGUUAACUUCCCCAUGAACUAAAAUAGCUAAUUGAACUAGAAUAAUUUUAUUAGAUAGCCAGAACAGUUUCCAUCCUGUUACUUGGGAAGCCACAUAAAACCUUAAAGUGUAAGGAAAAAGAAUAUGGCAAGAGAAUGGCCAAGAUCAUUUGAUCUGGUCUACCCAUUUUCUGCUGUGCUAUUCCUCCUACAUGGAAUAUAUACAUUCCUGGUGAGAAACUUCUUCCCCUGUCAAGUACUAAAGAUCUUUUUGACUUUCCUUUCUUGAGAGUUGAAUCAUUUAAUGUCAGUAUUGACGGAAGCUGAAACGCCAUUGAUCCACCUGUAUUUCCAAUACCAUCUUGUUGCCUGACCUUAAUUGGCCUCUAUUUAGCCAACCCCAGGGCGUGGCACUCCCUCAGGUUCAGUCAACCCUAUUUGAACAAAUUUGCUGCUAGGGAACUUUUCUUUAUACUGAGAUCAAAACCCAUCUUCAUGGUUUCCAUAUGUGGCAAUUAACUUCCCUUCAACAACAACUGCACAAAUUCCUUUAUUUCUAUGCUGUGUAUGUUCUGGGAGUUCAACUCCUCCAGGACACACAGGAUGGGCUCAUCUAAGACUCCUCCACAAUUGCUUCCUCAAGUCAAACAUUGCUGGCUUAUUCAGCCACUCCUUAUAUUAUGUUCACCAAAUCUGAACCAUACUUUUGUGAAUUGUUUCACUUUGCCCAUAUCUAUUUUAAAUAGGAAGGUGGAAAGAUGUAUGGAAAAAGCAAGGCCUUUUUAUAAGGGCCAAAUAUGUGAGGAGGUAUAUUUUCUAGGGAUCCAAUAUCCCAAAGAUCCUUGAGCUGGUGAGUGAUGAUUCUCUUUUUCCAGGUGUGUUAUGAGGAUUAAAUAAAAUUUUUCAUUUAUUCUUUCACUCAUUUGGUUAUUUGUUGUGCUCAGUGAUUGAGAUAGAUGGUAUGUUGUACAGGCAGGCACGCUGCCCUCAGAACUUCUAUGAGCUUGGCA